Molecule: messenger RNA, 670 nt
Organism: Drosophila subobscura
Lineage: Eukaryota; Metazoa; Arthropoda; Insecta; Diptera; Drosophilidae
Exons: 2
Coding region: 121-606 (161 amino acids)
Biological process (GO): mitochondrial respiratory chain complex IV assembly; mitochondrial respiratory chain complex I assembly
Cellular component (GO): mitochondrial inner membrane
Source: RefSeq, a predicted model, not a curated record
UUGCAGAUAUCACAAAAUCAAAGAUCAGACUUCCUUACUAUCGGAUGGAUCGAUUUCCACCUCUAUGUCGGCGCCGGUUAUAACAAAUUACACAAGUGCCAAAAAUAAUAUAAACCAAAAAUGGGAUUUCGAAUGCCCUCCAACCGGACACUGGGAAACAUAUGCGUUUACGGCGCGGUUGCUUCCAUUUCAGCGGUCAUGUACAUGCGCUGGAAGUUGGAGGACCGCGUAAAAUCCUGCGAUUACUACAAACUGGCCAUCAGUGCCCUGCGGCACCACAAGGGAGCUGUGAAGCUGCUGGGCGAACCUAUUAGAGAGUCUGGCAUUGAUCUUUCCAACGCAAAUAACAACUGCAAUGCGGAGAGGGCACAAUUGGAGGUCUCAGUGCAUGGCAGCAAGGACAAAGGAACCCUGUACUUCUGGGCGUCCAAUAUGCCAGACAAAGGCUGGCUGAUUGACCGACUAGAACUGGAAACGAAGAGUAAUCCUGAUAAGCGUUUCCUGCUCAAGAAAUCGGAGGACGAGACGACUCAGCAGGAGAACUCCACGAAGAGGAUCUAUGAACAGGCGCUAAACGAACACCCACAACAGCCAGAUAGGUUGUAGAAAUGUAGUAACAAUUUUCGAUUUAGUUAGUUUUAUUCUCAUUAAAUUUGACUAAUUCAAGCAA